UGAAGAAAUGGAUGAGGAAGAAAUCGAUAGGGCCACUUUAUGGGUCAGAGGACGACAAACCAAGGAUGGUCAUUUCAAGGAUGACAACACAAAAGAGACUGCUGAAAAAAUAGCAAGCUUGAAGAAAAAGGUUGCUGAUGGCGAACUGAGCACAAGCGGAACUACUGAUGUCUUGACCUUAGCAUUGGGGACUCCUGAGCAUGCGGGUCGAGUGCGUGGAGUGGGUGGUUACAUCAACCCCAAUGCUUACUUCCACCUCCCUAAACGAAGAAAGGAGAGCCUAGAAGCAACUGUUAGAGUUAGUGUGCAGAAAAUACUAGCAGAGGAGAGAGAGAAGAUAGUAGAUGAGGCAAGGGAAAAGAUAAUUGAGGAGGCAAAGGAAAAAAUUAUUGCUGAAGAGCGAGCUUAUUGGUCUGCAAAAUUUGCCCACCUUGAGGCAAAGGUAAAUGGAAAAGAAAGAGAUGGGAACGGUACUGUUGCUCAUGGAUAUGUUUCUGGCCAAGGAAGCUGUUCACGCACAGCCGAUGAGAUUGCUCAACAACAAGCAAAAAUUUCCUUGGAAGCUGAAGAAGGCAUGAAAUCUGUGGAAGGAACAAGAGUUUUGGAGGCUUUGGAAGUGAUUGAAAAAAAGGUUUUGCGUACAAAGAAGGGUUCCAAGAAAGUGGUGAAGAAGGUACAUCCCACUUGCCCCAAAGUAGUUGAGAAAGUAGUUGUCGAUGCGGCAUUGCGUCCGAAUCUGGAUGAGACUGUGGAAGAAAAUGCUGUACCAAUUGAUAUAAAGGAUCCAGAGCAAGAAGAGGGGGCAGAAUAUGUGGAUUUGACAUUGCAUGAACCCCUAAAGGUAAGUUGAAAACAGGUUACAUCAAUAAUGAUACAAUUAGUAUGAUUAUGUAUUUGUAUAUGCGCGCGUGUGUACAUGUGCACUUGUUUAUUAACAAUUGUUCUUUGUGAUUUGUCAG
Rosa rugosa (rugosa rose) is the source of this 959-nucleotide messenger RNA. RefSeq lists its product as uncharacterized. Lineage: Eukaryota; Viridiplantae; Streptophyta; Magnoliopsida; Rosales; Rosaceae. The coding region runs from base 8 to 850 and encodes 280 amino acids. The record is from RefSeq and is a predicted model, not a curated record. The transcript is spliced from 2 exons.